Aspergillus luchuensis is the source of this 708-nucleotide messenger RNA. RefSeq names its product putative DRAP deaminase. The record is from RefSeq and is a predicted model, not a curated record. Gene Ontology annotation, molecular function: catalytic activity. The coding region runs from base 1 to 708 and encodes 235 amino acids. Lineage: Eukaryota; Fungi; Ascomycota; Eurotiomycetes; Eurotiales; Aspergillaceae. The transcript has a single exon.
AUGACCACAGACUCGGGAACCCCCAGCACCCCCCACCUCACCUACAUGACCCAAUGCCUCGCGCUCGCACGCAAAGCCCCCGCCCUCCCAACCAACUUCCGCGUCGGCGCUCUCCUCCUCAGCCGAAGCAAAGCCGACACUACCCCCAGCUACUCCUCCGACAUCCUGCUCUCAACCGGCUAUACAAUGGAACUGGCCGGCAACACGCACGCCGAACAAUGCUGUCUAUCGAACUACGCCGCCGUGCACGGCGUACCUGAUGAGCAAGUGCACACUGUUCUCCCCCACGACGAUCCUGAAAGGAAACUAGUCAUGUAUGUGACUAUGGAACCCUGUGGGAAGAGACUCUCGGGCAAUGCGCCGUGCGUGGAGAGGAUCAUUAAGACGAGACAGGGUGGGGAGGGACAGGGUAUACAGAAGGUGUACUUUGGGGUGAAGGAGCCGGGCACGUUUGUGGGGCAGUCGGAGGGGGUGAGGAGGUUGGAGGAGGCGGGCGUGGAGUGGGAGGUUGUGCCCGGCUUGGAGAGGGAGAUUUUGGAGGUGGCAGUUGAGGGUCAUGAGAGGGAGAAGAGGGAGGAGGUGGUGGGGAGGGCGUUGGAGGGGGUGAAGACGGAUUUGGAUAAUGUUAGUGAGGAGGAGAGGAGGAGGCAGGAGAGGCAGCCGAGGAAUCCUAUGAAGAGGAUGAUGGAGGGGGAGACUAUGAUGUGA